Molecule: messenger RNA, 1619 nt
Organism: Apis mellifera (honey bee)
Lineage: Eukaryota; Metazoa; Arthropoda; Insecta; Hymenoptera; Apidae
Product: kynurenine/alpha-aminoadipate aminotransferase, mitochondrial
Exons: 8
Coding region: 296-1549 (417 amino acids)
Biological process (GO): biosynthetic process
Molecular function (GO): L-kynurenine:2-oxoglutarate transaminase activity; pyridoxal phosphate binding
Source: RefSeq, a predicted model, not a curated record
ACUGAUAAAGAUAAUUUUUAUUUACAUCGUAGUCGAGCAAAAUUAAUCUUUUAAUUAUUUUCGAGACACUCAUUUAACAUUAAUAAUAUAAUAUAGAUUUGUGAAGUUUCAAUUAGAAUGUGAAUUAAAAAGUUUAUAAGCUAUUAAUUUAUCAAUUUUAUAAUUAAUAAAAUUAAUAAAAUCUAAAUUAAAAGAUUAAUUAUCAGUUAAUAAAAAUUAAAAGCUGAUUUAAUUAAUUAAAUAUUAAUUUUUAAGUAACUUAUUUUAAAUAAAUAAAUAAAAAAUAAAACAGAAAAUGAAUUUUGAAAGAUUUUUUACGAACAUUACAAAUAGGCGAAAAUCAAGUAUUCUUCCAAUAAAAUUUUUGGAAAGUAAGAAUGCAAUAAGUCUAGCUAACGGAAUGCCAAAUGCAAAGAUGUUUCCUUUCAAAGAGAUCUCUGUAAUAUACAAAGAUGGAACAAAAGUAAAAUUAAUUGGAGAAGAAUUGUCUUGGUCACUUCAAUAUGGUCCCUCUCAAGGAUACUUACCAUUAUUAAAAAAAAUGAGAGAAUUUCAAAAACAUUGGCAUAAACCAAUGUAUAAUGAUUGGGAUGUACUUUUCACAUCUGGAUCGAUGGAAGGAUGUAGCAAAGUUUUCGAAAUGACUUUAGAAAUUGGCGAUUCUGUAAUGAUACAAACACCAACUUAUGAUGGAAUUUUGAAUGCACUUAGACCAUUAAUGCCAGAAUUAAUUGAAAUUUUACAAGAUGAAGAUGGUGUAAUUCCAGAAAACAUAAUGAAAAUUUGCAAAAAUAAACAAUAUAAUAAUAAACCAUUACCAAAAAUUCUUUAUCUAAAUCCAACAGGAGCCAAUCCAACAGGAACAAUUUUAACAGAAUACAGAAAAAGGGAAAUUUAUAAAUUAGCUGAAACUUACAACUUUUUAAUCUUGGAAGAUGAUCCUUAUUGUUUCCUUCAUUUCAUCGAUAAAAAACCUAUAACAUUUUUAGAAUUAGAUACCAAAGGACGAGUAAUACGUUUGGAUUCUUUUAGUAAAAUUCUUAGUGCUGGACUUCGAUUAGGUGUUGUUACAGCACAUAAAGAAUUUAUUAAAAAAUUAACUACACAUAUGGAAACAACAAGUAUCCAUGCUUCUUCUUUAUCGCAAAUUUUAUUAUUGAAAUUAUUGAAUUCAUGGAAUUUGCAAAAAUUGCAACAACACUUCAAUGAAAUACAGAAUUUUUAUCGUGAGAGACGAGAUAUUACACUAUCUUUGAUUGAGAAACAUCUUACAGGAUUAGUAGAAUGGAAUGUUCCAAAAGGUGGGAUGUUUAUCUGGAUAAAAGUAAAUAAAAUAAAAGAUGUAAUGGAAUUGACAAACAAAUGUAUUUCCCAAGGAGUUUUUCUUAUUCCCGGUCAUGCAUUUUAUUAUGAUUAUUCGAAACUUGAACAACAUCUCAGAAUUUGCUAUAGUUACGCGACGCCAGAAGAAAUUGAUAAGGCACUUUCAACAUUAGCUAUUUUGAUACAUAAAAAAAUAAAAAAAAUAGAAGAAAACGGAGUUAUAUAAAUAUAUAUAUUAUAUUUUUGUUGCUUUAGUUGUCUAUUUUUAUAUUUAUAAAAUUAAAAAUUAUAAAAAU